AUGCACGUUCCCGAGGCCCAGCGACCCUUCCUGGACACUGUCCAGGAAGCACUUCGUCGAUAUGAUGAGCAGCUGAAAGAUAUCAAUCACAAGAUUUGGUCGAAUCCAGAGCUCGCCUAUAAGGAAUAUCAGGCUCAUGACCACAUCUGCGAGCUCUUCAACGGCCUUCAGUCAAGUGGGUAUCAAGUUCGCCCCAAGGCCUAUGGCCUGGAGACAGCUCUGGAGGUUGAGUUCACCCAUGGAAGUGGUGGGCGUGUGGUUGUGUAUAAUGCGGAGUAUGAUGCCCUCCCUGGCAUUGGUCAUGCUUGCGGCCACAACUUGAUCGCAACAAGCUCUAUCGCAGCAUUUAUUGCGACUUGUGAGGCGAUGAAGACACAGGCGCAGUCAUCCGGCAUCUCGGGAUUCACCGUCCGUCUGCUCGGUACUCCCGCUGAAGAAUCUGGCGGUGGUAAGGUGAAGCUGAUCGAGGCGGGCGCCUACAAAGAUGUAGAUGCUUGCCUGAUGGUGCACCCUGUUCCAAUGUCACCUAAUCGCCCUGAUGUGCACGGUGUUGCGACAGUUGUGGAAGGAGGAUAUCUGGCAAAUAACAAAGUUAAGGUAACGUUCACAGGAAAGCCAUCCCACGCAGCAGCGGCGCCCUGGGAGGGUAUCAAUGCGCUUGAUGCAGUGGUUUCCGCAUACGUGAAUAUCUCUCUUCUUCGACAACAGAUUUUGCCCUCUCAAAAGAUCCAUGGUGUCAUUGUGAAUGGAGGCGCUCGCCCCAACAUCAUCCCUAUGUCCGCAUCGGUGGAUUACUACAUUCGAUCACCGACCAAGAAAACCCUCAAGCCUUUAACAGAGAAAGUCAUCAACUGCUUUGAGGCUGCUGCCACUGCUACCGGGUGCAAAGUGGAAUAUGAAUGGGGGGUUGGUUAUGACGACCUCAAGAGCAAUAUGCCGAUUUGUGAAAGCUACGUCUCGGCAAUGCGGGCAAUGGGUCACCACACCCUUCUCGAUAACUCGGAACAGAAGGGUGCACUUGCGGGAGCGUCGACUGAUAUGGGCAAUGUAUCGUAUGUUGUACCGGGCUUCCACGGUAUUUUCUGUAUUCCAGCCAAAGGCGUCAACCAUACGCCGGAAUUCACUAGUGGGGCUGGUUCACCCGAGGGAUUCGAGAGGGCAAUCGGCUGUGCUGCCGGAAUGGCUGUCGUUGGAUGCCAGAUACUGGUUGACGACGACUUUGCCGAGGCAGUGAAGAAGGAUUUCCAGCGCGAGUGA
This is a messenger RNA of Penicillium cataractarum, 1257 nucleotides long. Its product is annotated as M20 family metallopeptidase. The coding region runs from base 1 to 1257 and encodes 418 amino acids. Gene Ontology annotation, molecular function: dipeptidase activity. The record is from RefSeq and is a predicted model, not a curated record. The transcript has 5 exons. NCBI's taxonomy places the organism in Eukaryota, Fungi, Ascomycota, Eurotiomycetes, Eurotiales, Aspergillaceae.